This is a messenger RNA of Capsaspora owczarzaki ATCC 30864, 1050 nucleotides long. RefSeq lists its product as hypothetical. Gene Ontology annotation, molecular function: actin filament binding. The transcript is spliced from 3 exons. Gene Ontology annotation, biological process: actin filament organization. Gene Ontology annotation, cellular component: actin filament. The record is from RefSeq and is a predicted model, not a curated record. NCBI's taxonomy places the organism in Eukaryota, Filasterea, Ministeriida, Capsasporidae. Bases 53 to 775 code for a protein of 240 amino acids.
AAACCUUCCUUUUUGAACAACGUUAAAAAAACCCAAAUUCUAGACAUUCACAAUGGACGCGAUCAAGAAGAAGAUGGCUCAGAUCCGCGAGGAGGCCGACGCCAACCUCGAGCGCGCACAGCAGCUUGAAGUCGAGCUCAAGGACGCCCGCGAGCGUGCCGACAAGGCCGAGUCUCAGGCUGAGGCUGCCACCCGCAAGAUGCGCCUGAUCGAGGACGACCUCGAGACCGCCGAGUCCCGCGCUGCCGACUUCCAGAAGCGUUGCGGCGAGGCCGAGAAGCGCGCUGAGGAGUCUGAGCGCUCGCGCCGCGUCUUUGAGUCUCAACAGAGCUCUGACGACGACCGUGUUGAGACUCUCCAGGCUCAGGUCAACGCUGCCCGCAAGAAGGCCGACGACCUCGAGAAGGACGCUGCCAACGCAAACCGCAAGGUCACGCUGCUCGAGAACGACCUCGAGCGCGCCGAGGACCGCGCCAUUGCCGCCGAGAAGAAGCUGAAGGACCUCGAGCGCAGCCUCGACGACGCCAACGCCUCGCUCAAGUCGGUCAAGGUUUCCGACCGAUUUGACCGCUCGGACGAGCUCCAGGACAAGCUCAAGCAAGUCGAGGACAAGUACCGCUCUGCUGACCUCCGCGCUGAGGCUGCUGAGCGCAAGAUCCGCGAUCUUGAGAACCAACUCGAGAAGAUCGACGACGCUUACGACCGCGAGAAGGCUGCACACGCCAAGUGCCAGGCCGAGCUCGAGGAGAUUCAAGCCCAGCUCAAGGAUCUCUAAGGAGGGUUGUUUUUGUUUUUCACCCCGCUUGUUUGUACUCGUUCAGCCAUCUUUUUUGCCCAUAAUCACAUAUAAAGCACACAAAAAACAAAAAAACAAAACAACUCUUACAGCGAUCCUUGGGCAAAUUGAUGCUCACGAGCGCCUUUUAUCCUUUCCCUUCUCUUCCCUUCUUUGUUUUUGUUGGUUGUUGCCGUUCGCUCCUGGUUGAUGCUGUCGUUGACCAACCAAACACAAGAAAAUGCGCUUUGUUAAAUACAUUUUUGAUUUUUGAU